AUGCCAUUUGGACAGGUUGUCAUUGGUCCGCCAGGGUCAGGCAAGUCGACCUACGUCCAUGGCGCAUCACAGUUUCUCGGUGCUAUAGGCCGCAAGGCAAGCAUCAUCAACCUCGACCCUGCGAAUGACGCGCUGCCGUAUAAAGCCGAUGUGUCCAUCACAGAUCUCAUCUCGCUGGCCGAGAUUCAGCAGAAUGAGGGACUCGGACCGAAUGGAGGCAUCAUCCAUGCGAUAGAGACGCUGGUGGAGAACUUUGACUGGCUGAAGCAUGAAAUUGAAGGGCUGCAGGGAGAUGAGAAGCAGGGCGAAUACCUACUCAUUGACUUGCCUGGUCAAGUGGAGCUCUUUACACACAAUGAUGCGCUACGAACGCUACUUUGUAUGCUCGAGAAGCAAUGCGGCUACCGUCUUGUCGUGGUUCAUUUAGUCGAUGCACACUACUGCACUGAUCCUGCAAAGUACAUCUCAGUGCUCAUGGUCUCGCUACGGGCUAUGCUUCAACUCGACUUGCCGCAUCUCAAUGUCCUAUCCAAGAUUGACAUGCUCGACAAGUAUGGCGGCGGUCUGGCUUUCAAUCUAGACUACUACACAGAAGUCCAAGACUUGAGCUACCUUUUGCGGCUCCUCGAGCAAGAUCCACGCAUGCAAAAGUUUGCAAAACUCAAUCAAGCCAUUUGUUCUAUGAUUGAGGAUUUUGGCCUCGUUGGCUUCGAGACGCUUGCUGUGGAGGAUCGUCGGAGUAUGGCCAAGCUACUUCAACAAAUUGACAAGGCCGGUGGGUACAGCUCUGGCGGUGCAGAAGCAGGUGGCGAUGCAGUCUGGACACAGGCUGUUCGUGGCGGAUGGCAAAGUGUUGGCAAUACGGCACUUGAUGAUCAGGAACGGUGGAUGACAGACAAGGAUGUGUAUGAACGACAUGAAGAAGCUGGCUGGCAGCGAGAUGUGUAA
Protomyces lactucae-debilis is the source of this 948-nucleotide messenger RNA. Its product is annotated as GPN-loop GTPase. Gene Ontology annotation, cellular component: cytoplasm. Bases 1 to 948 code for a protein of 315 amino acids. The record is from RefSeq and is a predicted model, not a curated record. Gene Ontology annotation, molecular function: GTPase activity. The transcript has a single exon. NCBI's taxonomy places the organism in Eukaryota, Fungi, Ascomycota, Taphrinomycetes, Taphrinales, Protomycetaceae.